UCAAUCUUGUUGUAGACGACCAUGGAAUCUGAGGGUGAGGGAGUGUCACUACCGUUGAUCCACGAGCAUCUUAUGAUGCCUUGGAAUGAUCUGCGGAAAGGUCAUUGUUGUGGACACUUCCUUGCUAUCAGUGAUGGCUAUUACUGCAAAAUCUGUGACUUCUUUGUUCACAAGAAAUGUGUAGACGAGUCCACGGAAUAUAUCGAACACCCACUCCACUCCAUUCACACUCUGAAGCUUCUUCAAAGUAAACUAGAGUUUAGAUGUGAUGUAUGUGAUGUACGUGAUGUCAUGGGCAUCGUGAAUCUAUGCUAUCGUUGUGAGAUCUGUGACUUCCAAGUGGAUCUAUACUGUGCAAAGUACCCACCGCCAGAUUUUAUUGACAUGUCCGAGACGCAUCAGCACAAGCUCACCCUUCUCAAGGAGGAGAUCAAGUUCGACUGUGAUGCUAAAUGUGGGAAGUUUGGGUAUGGGUUUCCUUACAAAUGUCAUGAAUGUGAUUUAGCCUUCCAUAUCGAGUGCGUAUGGAAUCCGCCGGAGGCAAAACACCUGUCAGAGGUAAACCACACUUACCACCCUUUACACCCUCUUAAGCUCCACACAGGUGACGUACCCCAAUAUUCUGAUGGAAAAUGUCGUCUUUGCUCAAGAUAUAUUAUUUAUGAUAAAUUGUUUUAUCAUUGUUCUGCUUGUAACUUCAGCUUGGAUAUGCGUUGUGUUUUAAACCCACCACCACAAUCUGUUAUGGAUUUGAAAGUUCACGAUCACCAACUCAUCUUGCGCCCAAGAAUUGAUUCUUUUACAUGUAAUGCUUGCGGGUUGACUGGAGAUCGAAACCCUUACAUAUGUGUUCAUUGUGAUUUCAUGAUACAUCAAGAGUGUCUUACCCUUCCACGCCUCAUAAACGUCAAUCGGCAUGAUCACCGUGUUUCUCGCACUUCUGUUCUUGGUGUUGUCAAUUCUGUGUGUGGAGUUUGUCGCCAGAAGGUGGAUUGGACUUGGGGCGGGUAUUCUUGUCAGAAGUGUCCACACUAUGUCGUUCAUUCAAAAUGUGCUACUAGAAAGGAUGUGUGGAACGGGAAAGAGCUCGAAGGAGUUCCUGAAGAGACAGAAGAUAUAGAGCCAUAUGUGGUAAUAGAUGACAACACAAUACAACAUUUCAGCCACAAAGAGCAUUACCUGAGAUUUCACGUUAACGGUCUUUUCUGGGAGGAAAACAAGCAUUGCAGCGCUUGUACCCAACCCAUUUAUCUUCAAUCCUUCUAUGGCUGUAUCGAUUGUGAUUUCAUGCUUCACCAAAGUUGUGCUAACUAUCCUAAAAAGAAGUGGCAUGUGCUACACAAUGACCGGCUUACUUUAGUUACAAGCGUGGACAAUACCUGCUGGUGUGACGCUUGUUACAGAGUAUCUAAUGGUUUCAAGUACAAGUGUGGGGAGACGGAGUUAGAUGUUCUGUGCGGUUCAGUUUCAGAGCCUUUUGUCCAUCCAAGCCAUCCCCAUCAUCCCUUAUAUUACAUUCCAUUAGUGGGAAAAAAAUUUUGCAACGGUUGCGACAAUAGGGUAUCUCAUGCGCUUACGUGCAUUGAAAGUGGUUGUGAAUUUCACUUAUGCUUCAAUUGCGCCACUUUACCACAAGUGGUAAAGCAUAGAGUAGACGAUCAUCCUCUCUCACUAUGCUAUGGCGAAAAGGCAAGUGGCAUAUACUGGUGUGACAUUUGUGAGAAAGAAACGAGUCCAAGUACAUGGUUCUACACGUGUAAAGAUCACCGAGCUAGUUUGCAUACAAAGUGCGUGCUGGGAGACUUUGCAGGGCUCAUGCCAAGAAGCACAAUAAAGCUUGAGCUUGACAACAUAUCAUUGGAGGUGGUGCUCAAUAGUAGUAUGUCUCGUCCAUUUUGCAGGGUGUGUGAGUCGCAUUGCAUGUACCCUAUCGUCUUGAAGAUGCUUGGAAUCUCAGGAGGUCAAUACAUUUGCUCUUUAUACUGCCUAGAUCGUUUAGAACUAUGAAAACAUUCUCUAUUUUCUUACUUCGGUACUUAAAUAUUUAUAAAUCUAUUUUCAAAUAAAGAAUAUUGCAAUCUCUGUAAUUUGUUUUGCCAUUAAAAUCUGUCUUUCAAUAAUUCUGUUUCUCGAAAAACCCAAAAAUGUAUUAGUUCUCAUUUAAUGAAGUCGAUUUUUCUUUAA
Arabidopsis lyrata subsp. lyrata is the source of this 2184-nucleotide messenger RNA. RefSeq names its product zinc finger protein 761. The transcript has a single exon. The record is from RefSeq and is a predicted model, not a curated record. Bases 22 to 2007 code for a protein of 661 amino acids. Lineage: Eukaryota; Viridiplantae; Streptophyta; Magnoliopsida; Brassicales; Brassicaceae.